UAAUAACAAAUGGAAAAUGCUGACCAGCUAGAACAGAUAAACAAGACUCGGAUUUUAGAGAGAGAGAAUCUGGUUGAAGCAGAAAGUAAUAGAGUUGAUAAAAUACUGAGGAAUGCUUAUUAUUUCAUGUGUUUUAAACACGUAUUGGAAUAUGAAAAUUGUUCCCUACAUCGGAUGUUAAAAGUUAAUCCUCUCGAGAUAUCCCUUGAUUAUUCAAAGAGAGAAAAUAGAAAUUAUGCAAAGAAGAAUAAAUUUUUAGGAUCGUUUCAAAUCGAUAGAUUUCAAUUCUUCCAAUCAAAGAUGAGGAAUAAGCAUGUUGUGAAUUUCAUCAACUCUUCAUAUCCUAAUAAAGUUGCCAGAUUUGAUAUUUGUUGUGGCGCAGAUUCAUAUUUUACACCCCUUCAUCUGCCCAAUUCUUUGAUGAAAGUCAGAUGAAAUGUUUUAGAUGAGCUAUGCAUUUAUAAUUUUGUGAUCAGCACUUACCAGUUCAAGAGAAUUAUGGCUUCAUACAAGCAUGUUGGGAAAAUAAGUAUAUUGAUGUGAGAUAUCUCAAUCUCCUCAGAGUUUGAUUUUUCUCAAGCAUUGAGAAAUACAAAGAUAAAGGUUCUGGAUUUUGAAUGAUCAAUAUAUAAAGCCGAUUCUUGGUUUAUAGAGGAUAGCGGAGAGUUUAACAUUUUCAUUGAUGGAUUAGCAUCUUCUUCAGAUUUGAUGACAAGUCUUGAAAGAAUCAGUUUUAAGAGUUGAGAGAUUGAACAAGAUAAAAUUACAAAAAUUCUGAACUUGAAUGGGUUCAAUAAUAUUCUAAUUGAUCUUUAAACACAUUCCCCACAA
Molecule: messenger RNA, 831 nt
Organism: Moneuplotes crassus
Lineage: Eukaryota; Ciliophora; Spirotrichea; Euplotida; Euplotidae
Source: the annotation of a GenBank genome assembly